Molecule: messenger RNA, 809 nt
Organism: Arachis stenosperma
Lineage: Eukaryota; Viridiplantae; Streptophyta; Magnoliopsida; Fabales; Fabaceae
Product: ribulose bisphosphate carboxylase small subunit, chloroplastic 1-like
Exons: 1
Coding region: 96-641 (181 amino acids)
Source: RefSeq, a predicted model, not a curated record
GUUUGAGAAGAAGCUUGGCAGAUCAAGCAAACAAGAAAGAAACACAUAUAUAUAUUAUAUAACUCCUUAGCAGAAGAAGCUAGGGAGAAGAAAACAUGGCUUCCUCCAUGAUCUCCGCCCCUGCUUUCACCACCGUUAACCGUGCCUCCCCAGCACAGGCGAACAUGGUGGCUCCAUUCAGUGGCCUGAAAUCCUUGGGUGGCUUCCCAGUCACCAGAAAGACCAACGACAUCACCUCUGUCGCUAACAACGGCGGAAGAGUCCAAUGCAUGCAGGUAUGGCCACCACUUGGGAAGAAGAAGUUCGAGACUCUUUCAUACUUGCCAGACCUGAACGAAGAGCAAUUGAGAAAGGAAGUAGACUACCUUCUAAGGAAGGGAUGGGUUCCGUGCUUGGAAUUCGAAGUCGGGUACGGAUUUCCAUACCGUGAGAACCACAGGUCACCGGGAUACUAUGACGGAAGGUACUGGACAAUGUGGAAGCUUCCCAUGUUUGGAUGCACCGACUCAGGUCAGGUCAUCAAGGAACUUCAGGAGGCUAAGGCUGCAUACCCCAAGGCAUUCGUCCGUAUCAUCGGAUUCGACAACGUUCGCCAAGUGCAGUGCAUCAGCUUCAUCGCUUACAAGCCAGAGGGCUACUAAAUCUUAUAAAACGAACGAAUCAUUCGUAGAUCUCUCUUUUGUUGGUGGCUUUGUGCUUAACCGUUUGUAACAACCCUGCUUUUGCUUUCUUUUCUAUUUUUUUCUCUUUUUGAUAUUUCAUCCUCUGCACUUUGAUUUCCGUUGUGGAAUAAUAAACUGUUUUUUUAA